UGUUUGGAGGGUAAGCCAAGUUCAAUACUAUAUAAGUCGUUUAAGCAGUCGUUAGUAUCGUUAGUGCUAUAUAAAAACUGAUGAUCCAUCCAAAACUGAUCCAAAACAGAUUCAAAAGUGAUCUAUCGAGAGUGUGAUCCUAGCUUAAAGUCUGGGCAGCUUCAGUCAUGGCCGAGAGAGGUAAGACUAUUUACGUAGGAAGACUGAAAGACGAUAUCAAGAGAAAGGAUGAAAUGAAAAUUGAAUUGGAAGAAAAGGUGAGAAAAUUAGAAGAGAAACUGAAAGACCAUGACGAAAAUUGCCAAACGAAAAUCCAUGAUCUGGAAGAAGAGAUAAAAAGACUUAAAGAAGAAAUAACAAGACUUGAGGAAGAAAUAAAAGAGAUGAAGAUAAAAAUGGAAGACUUAGAAGAGAGCAACACAUUCCUUGAAAAGGAAGCCAAUGAAGCCAAGGYGGAAAUCGGAGAGUUGAAGACAAAGUUAGGAAGCUUAGACGAAAAAAUCAAGAAGUUUGACCUUCCUAAAGAUGUGUUGGUUAUUAGGCAACUCUGUUCAAGCGUUCAGGAAAACCUCUCGAGGAUUGUGCUCCAGGAACAUUUCAACGAUAUUCAGAACAAAAGGACUCAGUAUAUGGAAAAUUACAUUUCAAGGCAGAUUAAAGACGAAGGCGAACAAGAAAGAGCCAGGUUAAGAUGGGAAGAGUUACAGAAAGAAAUCAAGUGGGACGAAUUUUUGAUUAUUCAGCUAAAAUCGGUCAAAAGUAGAGGGAACGAUGCUGCUCAUCCACCCUUGACAGAAAAGGUCAUAGAUGCUGCGAAAAACGAAUUGGAAGAAAAGAAGGAGUUAGGACCGGAAAUGGUCGAGGCAGUAGACCAACUCAAAGAUAUAUGGGAAAAAACAAACCAAAAGCUAACGCAAGGUACAAGCGCCACAGAGGGCCAUGAUCCAUGCCGUCCAAUAAGUCUAUCUACCACAGGACAAAUCAACCAUAAAUAUAUUAAGGUCGCUGGCAGACGUGGAUAUUCUUUCAGUUCCGAAAAAGCUAGUGGAGGACAAUCUUUUUCGCAGCCCUGCAUUUACGACGAAUUGGACGAAUUGGCUUUUUAGUGGGGUUUUUAGGUAAGCUCAUUUUUUAACCUCCCAAAAGGUUUUUCGUUUUUGGGAAUGAUAUUUCUAUUCUGUUAUGAUAUUUUUAAUAUGCCUGUUAACAUUAUUUGUACCUGAUGAUAUUUCUCUUUCCAUCGGAUAUCAGAGUUCAUAAACGGGAGGGAGGGGGCGUCUCCAUUUUUUCCAGCCUUGAGCUAGUUUCAGAACAGUGUUGUUUUCAUUCGUGACUCGUCACAUAGCAACUGCUGUAUUGCUUCGGGGUUUUUGUUGUGGCUAAUACGACUAAACCUCCAUAGCAGUUGGAAAAUGGACCAAAAUGAGGCUAAGUUGCAGACUGAAAUGCUUUUAAAAGGUAAAUCCGCCCUCUAUGUAGUAGAUAGUUUUAUAGUCUUGUGCAAUCUGCUUUGUAUUUUCACCUAUCCAUGUAUGUGCUGAUAUUUGUUUUUAUUUAUCGCGGGACGUUUCGAUGAUCCGCGCGUCAUUUUUGUCGCGGCUCGGACGUGUCUUUUAUUGAGGUAAUGUUUUUUUUGGUAGAAAGAUAGAGAAUUGUCAAUUCAUUUCAGGACAUUUGAUUAAAUAAUAAUUUGGCUUUAAGAAUAUGUCAGUUUUAUGAUUUGUUGUUCCCUCAAGCCUCAUAUUAAUCCUUUUGAAUAAGUCAGAUUGGAAAGCAAACAAUUCUUCCUCCACAUUUUGAAUGCCUUGGAAUGCGCUUUACUUCUUUAUAAAUGAUAAAACAUGGCUAUUUUAUUCUCAAAACAAAUAUUCAGUUGYAUGUUUUUUUCCAUUGAAACAUGUUUGAAGUAUUUUUUUUUUAGUUUUAGAAAUUUUAUACUCGUUCAACUGCUAGACACAGGUAGUCCAAAGAGAGUCUUUAAAGCUCAACAUUUAUUUUGAAGUUCUUACUGAUUAUUUUUAUUUAAUACUAGCAAGAAAAUCAGAAAAGACUUUUCUUCGCUUUUGCAGAGCGAGCUUGCAAUGAUUUCAAUGAAACGCAUUAGACUACAUGAUUUACAUAGAAUAAAUUAUGCCUGUUUUGAAAGAGCAAUCUCAGCUCCAUAGCCCUAAUAACUGAACGAUUAUCAAAGUCGUACGCCCAUAAUCUCUCUAAUAACAAAAGCUUUGGAUUAUUAUUUCUAUUUUUACCGGGCUUCUAUUUUGAGGUUGGUUCUUGAUGUUCUUACUCGACAUUCCGCUAUCCUUCUAAGUUCCAUCUCCUAAAUUAAACCAUACCCUUUCCCCAAGUAUCCGCAAAAUAACUCGUAAAACGUAUACUAUACAAUGCCUAAAAUUUGUGUUGAUUGCAAAAUCCUUUAUAGAAAAUCGUCAUUGAAAGGAAUAUUUUGACCUUUUGAGCCGUCAUCUAUUCGUCUUCAAACUUCACGAAUGGAAACAACACACUGUUCCAGCCAUUAGCCUAGAUACGCCCUCUCCCUCCUGUUCAUAACAUAACAAAGUUUUUAUUAACGAAUUUAAGCACGUAAAAUUAUCAAUCCUAAAGAAGUUGGACAUAAAAUAUUUUCACUAAUAUAACCACCUAAAACUAUCUGCAAAUAGUCUAAACCUACUAAUGAUGUAUUACAAAUCCUGCCCUCUGAUUGGCUGAGCUACUAGUGGUCUAUUGGUGAUAGCCCACUACUGAGAAAACGCAAAGAGCGGGUUUGAAAACCAAAACAGUGGRGUCUAACUAACUUAAAAA
This is a messenger RNA of Actinia tenebrosa (Australian red waratah sea anemone), 2802 nucleotides long. RefSeq lists its product as uncharacterized. The record is from RefSeq and is a predicted model, not a curated record. NCBI's taxonomy places the organism in Eukaryota, Metazoa, Cnidaria, Anthozoa, Actiniaria, Actiniidae.